Molecule: messenger RNA, 4127 nt
Organism: Thamnophis sirtalis
Lineage: Eukaryota; Metazoa; Chordata; Lepidosauria; Squamata; Natricidae
Gene: SIRT1
Product: sirtuin 1
Biological process (GO): negative regulation of DNA-templated transcription
Cellular component (GO): nucleoplasm; nucleus; rDNA heterochromatin
Molecular function (GO): histone deacetylase activity, NAD-dependent; transcription corepressor activity; NAD+ binding
Source: RefSeq, a predicted model, not a curated record
UCCAUUCCCGGAGCGGCGGCCGCCGCGGCAACAGCAACAGCAGCAACUACGGUGCCGCGGCGGCCGCUGAGGCCGAGAGCCCCGAGCCCGCUCUCAAGCGUCCGCGCCAGGCUUCGGUUGAGCGGAGCUGCGCGGCCGCGGCGGGAGCCGGCGGAGAGGCAGACGCGGCGCCUCCGCCAGGAAGGGCUGUCGAAGAGGCCCUGAAGGGGGACAGGGCGGUCCCCGCCGCCUGUGUCAGCGGCCAGCCGGGCGAGGCUGCCGCGCCGGCGGGGGCAGCAGGAGAAGGCUGGAGCUGUGCGGAAAACGGGGCCCGGUGGUGGGGCCUGGUCCGAGAGGAGACGCCGCCGCACCAACGGCAACUGCCGCGGGGGCAGAGCCAAGGGGAGGGCGCGGAGGCGGCGCCCGCCGGAGAAACAGCGGAGACGGCCAUUGGCUGCGGCCCGGCGCAGUCUUCGAACGGCGCGGCUGAGGCGGAGAGGGCGCCGCAAACUGGUGAGAAGCCGCCGGGGACGGAGGGAGCAGCGGCGCAGAGGCUUGACAGCGAGACCGCUUGGCGCCAGGAGCCCGAUGUAUUUUUUAGUGAUGAAAUUAUUGCAAAUGGCUUCCAUUCUUGUGACAGUGAUGAAGAUGAUAGAACCUCUCAUGCAAGUUCCAGUGAUUGGACUCCAAGGCCACGGAUAGGUCCAUACACUUUUGUCCAACAACAUCUCAUGAUAGGCACAGAUCCACGUGCAAUUCUGAAAGACCUAUUGCCAGAAACAAUUCCUCCUCCUGAAUUGGAUAAUAUGACAUUAUGGCAAAUUGUCGUUAAUAUUCUCUCAGAACCACCUAAAAGAAAAAAGAGAAAAGAUAUUAAUACUAUAGAGGAUGCAGUGAAACUCCUGCAAGAAUGCAAAAAAAUAAUUGUAUUGACUGGAGCUGGGGUAUCAGUUUCUUGUGGUAUUCCUGACUUCCGAUCAAGAGAUGGUAUAUAUGCCCGCCUAGCAGUUGAUUUCCCAGAUCUUCCUGAUCCUCAAGCAAUGUUUGACAUAGAAUACUUCCGAAAAGAUCCAAGGCCAUUUUUCAAAUUUGCCAAGGAAAUAUAUCCUGGACAGUUUCAGCCAUCUCUUUGUCAUAAAUUUAUUGAUUUAAUGGAUAAAGAAAGAAAACUCCUUCGCAAUUAUACUCAGAACAUAGAUACACUGGAACAAGUUGCAGGAAUUCAAAGGAUAAUCCAGUGCCAUGGUUCCUUUGCAACGGCUUCUUGCCUCAUCUGUAAAUACAAGGUUGAUUGUGAAGUUGUACGAGGAGAUAUUUUUAAUCAGGUUGUUCCUAGAUGUCCCAGAUGUUCACCUGAUGAACCCCUUGCUAUCAUGAAGCCAGAAAUAGUAUUCUUUGGUGAAAAUCUACCAGAGCAGUUUCACAGGGCCAUGAAAUAUGACAAAGAUGAAGUUGAUCUUCUGAUUGUUAUUGGGUCUUCACUUAAAGUAAGACCAGUAGCAUUGAUUCCAAGUUCCAUCCCACAUGAAGUGCCUCAGAUUCUAAUUAAUAGGGAACCAUUGCCUCAUCUACACUUUGAUGUCGAGCUUCUUGGUGACUGUGAUGUUAUUAUCAAUGAAUUAUGUCAUAGAUUGGGUGGAGAAUAUUCAAAACUUUGUAAUAGUUCCAUUCAGCUUUCAGAAAUAACAGAGAAACCUCCACGGCCUCACAGAGAGUUUGAAAAACAUUUAACAGAGUUACCACCCACUCCUUUAAACAUUUCUGAAUCUUCUAGUUCAUCUGUCAGAAUUCCAUCACAAGAUUCUCAAGUGAUACAUUCAGAGCAUUCUGAUCAAUAUAAAGCAGGAAAUUCUGAUGUUGCUUUGGAAUCUAAGGAAAACUCUAUAGAAGAAAGACCACUAGAAGUCCAUAACUCUUUAGAAAAUUCAGAAGGUACUCAUGGUCAGUUAAAAACUACAGAACAUGUGAAGGAACCUGGAUCUAAUCAAGAAGAAAACAAAGAAACAAGUGAAAAAAUCUCUGUUGAAACAGUGAGAAAAUAUUGCUUGAAUAGAUGUGCAAAAGAGCAAAUUAGCAAGCGGCUUGAUGGUACUCAAUAUUUGUUUUCACCACCAAAUCGCUAUAUUUUCCAUGGCGCUGAAGUUUAUUCAGACUCUGAAGAUGAUGUCAUCUCCUCCAGCUCUUGUGGAAGUAGCAGCGGUAGUGGAUCAUGUCGGAGCCCAAGCUUAGAUGUAGAAGAGGAGAGUGAACUGGAAGACUAUUACAAUGGCAUAGAAGAAGAAGAGGAGGAGGAGGAGGAAGAGGCCGACACUCCUGACAGAGAAGAGGAGAAUGGAUUUGAGGAAGAUGGAACUGAUCUUCCAGAAUCUGUUGACGAAUCAAUUUCUGUAAAUCAGACAGUAGAAUUUGACAGUUCAUCAGACAAGUUGUAAGAUAAUUACUGAUUUAUUUCAGGAACUUUUCCACCAGCAUUAGCAAUUUCGGCAUGUUGGAAUGAAUGUAUACUGAAUUCAGAACAAGGCAAACAACGAUGUUUAUAAACAUUAGAGUAGAUUUUCAUGCAUAGUUUUCUAACUUUUCCAAUUGAAUUCUAUAAAGACACACUCAACACUAAUCUUUAUUGAAUUUUGAGUUUUGUGGAAGGUACUAAGUAUCUUUUACUGUCACUACAUUCAUUGUUAUUAAUAUGUGUUGUGUGAGUGUGUGUAUUCGCACAUAUACAUUAUUUUUGGCUUUAUAAAUCUCACCCUGUGUUAUUUCUGAACCAUUUAAAAAGCCAUCAUAAUAUUAAUAUAAUAUAAAGGGAACAGCUAAUCUAGACCAAAGAAUGGUAUUUUUCAUACCUCUCUUGCUUUGCAACAUUUCAUUUUAUUUAUGUCUCCUUAGUCUGCUGCUGCAAGAAUAUGUUGUUAAAUAUGAAGAUUUUCCCCAAAUACCUAUGGCAGCUAUGUUUUCUGAACUCUUCAUGUUGGAUAUAUUUGCAUGCAAUCAUAUUAGAUGUUAAUUAGACAUCAGUGAGCAUCUGAAAAUUCCUUAGGUUACCAGAAAAUAGCAUUUUAAAAACCUAUUUAAAUAAAUGAAAAUGCUAUUUUUAAAAUAAAGGCUAAAAUAAAGCAAUUUUCUGUAGAUACAUAAUAAUGCUUAUUGGCUUACAAAAUUACAGGAAGAAAGUAUUAGAUAAAUCAUUAACCCUGUUAACAUGAGUAUUUAGUGCAGGAAGUUGGUAUAUAAAACAAUGUAUAAAAUCUUUGUGUAUGCUGCCAAGAUGUGAAUAUUUAAGUGUUGGAAGGUGUAUAUAUAAUGUUCAGGAUAGAUGGAAUUUUUGCCCAAGAACAAAAGUGUUUCUAUACUUUUCAGUACUUUUAUACAAACAUUUAAUGAGAGCUAUUCACGCAUCCAGUAAAACACAAAAUUCAAUUUUACCUUAACUUUAAAAUAUGCUGCUUAAAGGCUUCUCUGUUUAGAGAACCUCAUUACCACUCCUUGAUAGAUUGAUGUAGAAAAAGCAGCAACCGAAAUGAGUUCCAAUGCUGCUUCAAAACUGCCUCUUGAAAUAGAUGUGUCAAAUGUUUCAGCUGUAGAUUGUCUCAAUCCUUUGUGCUUCGUUUGAUCGUAGGUUUUUAAUUUCUUCUUGAAAACACUUUUCAGCUGAACCCCGUAGUUAAAACCAGUUGCCAAUAAUUCUUUCGCAUUUCUUUAAUAUUCCAUUUUGAAAUAUAUAGAGUUGUUCUUUUCAAACAGACAGUACAUCCAAUUUGUAACACGGCAUAAUGAAGUGUUAAAAAUGGCAUUUUGUGUUCAUUUGAAAUGUUGGCAUGUUUUCUUGUUGUCCAAGUUAUAAAUAGAACUUGAACAAUUACACUUAAAAGAAUGCAAUAUGUUUAGCUUGGCAUGCAUGUCAAACUGUAUUUGUGCUAUAGGAGAUAUUUUAAAUGGAAAUAUUUUGUUUUAAAUUAUUUUUACAGUGUGAAUUAUUUUCUGCUUUUAUAUUGUAUAUAGUGUCUUUUAUGUAACCAACUGGCAGAUGUUUUGUAGAAGAUUGUUUAAAUUGACCUAGCUCUCUUCCUGCAACUUUUGAAAUACAAAACCAGUGUUUUAUACUCAGUCUGAUUUAAAUCUAUUAAAUUGUUAACUUUUGGAUGCUGUUA